This is a messenger RNA of Ilyonectria robusta, 792 nucleotides long. RefSeq lists its product as uncharacterized. NCBI's taxonomy places the organism in Eukaryota, Fungi, Ascomycota, Sordariomycetes, Hypocreales, Nectriaceae. The coding region runs from base 83 to 682 and encodes 199 amino acids. The record is from RefSeq and is a predicted model, not a curated record. The transcript has a single exon.
GUCUGAUCCGAUGUGAGCGAGCGUGAGACUGAGCGGGUUGCUCGCGGAUCGACGGAGCGCACAAAUCGAAAGGGAAUGUGCCAUGCGUUUGUCUGUGUACUCGUGUCCGACCGUCUCGUCUGCCUUUCUGCGUUUUGAAUCCGUCUUGCUGUGCGUGUUGCCGGCCAAGACAUACACCAAAAGCAUACCACCGACGCAAAACGUGUACGAACCAGAAACCACAACCAGAACCAGAACCAGAGCGAGAGCCAGCCAGCGGCGGGUGUCGUGGUACGCGCUGCAGAUGGCCAUGGCUCCCACACCAAGUCACCAACAGCAGUCACACCUUGAAGCGUCCGUCGAGUCUCGACAUGAGGCAUGCCUCAUCUCCCACCGCGAAUCUGAUAUGUUCGCAAGAAUGUCCCGAAAUAGGCAACUGGGUCCAGCCACGUUCGGCGGAACGGUCGCCCCUCCUCGGCUCCCUUGGCUCAUGGCGUGGCAGCGGGAACCAAUCGCCCGCUCGAGACGCAACGAGACGCACGAGACGGGGCCGCGAAACUGGGGCGGCUUGAUGCAAAGCAGGUCCCCAUCCCGUCGUCGCAUGUCCGCCGCGUGCCUGCCGCAUCCCCGCCGUCCAUCCAUGUCUUUCCUAAUGCAUUUGCAUGUCAUAUCCAUGUCGCUUAUGCCAUUGACGCUGCGUUGAGGACGAGUCUGGAACUUGGGGCGACUCUGCCCGCGUCUGCACUCGCCAGACCGCCCUGCUGGGAGCCAGUGCAAUUCGCAGUCGCUUCGUCGUGCUGGGGGCUACUAGGA